AUGAACAAAUUAUCAAAACAAGUCUUACCACCAUCGAAAGCUUACCCAAAUUGGUUGUCUAUGAAUAUAUUAAAACAAGCGAAAAAACUAUCCAAACAACAAAAACAUACUCAUAUUUCAAUUGAUAAUCUUUUAAUUGUUUCACAAGAAGAUUCAAGUACAACAAUAAGUUUCAUUUAUGUUGAUUUACGUAAAAAACUAAUAGAACUUGUUAAACGAAUAAUACAAAAUGAAAAUGUUACUUUUUUCAAAGUUAAACAAAUACAUCGAAACCGAUGGUUUUUAACUGCUGUAAAUCGUGCAUAUAAUGGUAUUCAAUCACGAUUUAUUAAUAUUAAUCAUAUGUUACGGGUAUACACAUUAGGCUUUUAUGCCGACAUUUCUCAAGUUAUUCAAGAUAUUCUAAGAGCUGGUAUUGAUACAUUUAAUCAAGUGAUGUUCACAGAAGUAAUAAGUCCUGAUGGCGUAUUCAAAAUUAUCACAAGAUAUCUAAGAAAUAGACCAUCAAGAAAAUCAAUGAUGCGUAUUCACAAAGGAAUUACAAAGGAAGAGUUGGUCGAUGUUCGUGCUGUAAUAAUGAUAUUAAUUUAUUUUGGUAUAAUACUACUAUUUGCUGGUUUUUCAUUCUAUAUGUAUGCAAACUAUUUACGGGCACGUAAUGCAACACGUGAACGAAAACUAAAUCUUUCAAAAUUACGUAGAGCAGCAUAUGCAUAUGACACAGAGUCUUCCUCGGAAAUCUGUGCUGUUUGUCGAGAAGAAUAUCAGGCGGAUGAGCAAAUAUAUAAGUUUCCAUGUAGUCAUGUUUUGCAUGUGCGUUGUACUGAUACUUGGGUAGUAAAUGAUCGUCAAUCGUGUCCUCUAUGUCGACGUGAUCUGUUUUUCACGCAAUAUCCACCAGAUGAAGGAAGUGAUGAACGUCGAGCUGAUUCAUACGAUACUAAUGUAUGUGAUGAAACUCACACUAUUAAUGUAUCAUCUGGUCUUGAUGAUAAUGAUGAACCAAUGCAUUCAACAUUGCCUGAUGAAACAAAUCAAGCAGAUAUUCCUAAUAGAACAAGCACAGAUUAA
Molecule: messenger RNA, 1071 nt
Organism: Rotaria sp. Silwood2
Lineage: Eukaryota; Metazoa; Rotifera; Eurotatoria; Philodinida; Philodinidae
Source: the annotation of a GenBank genome assembly